Molecule: messenger RNA, 3604 nt
Organism: Bacillus rossius redtenbacheri
Lineage: Eukaryota; Metazoa; Arthropoda; Insecta; Phasmatodea; Bacillidae
Gene: subdued
Product: anoctamin-1
Exons: 17
Coding region: 145-3012 (955 amino acids)
Biological process (GO): chloride transmembrane transport
Cellular component (GO): plasma membrane
Molecular function (GO): protein dimerization activity; chloride channel activity
Source: RefSeq, a predicted model, not a curated record
AGUCUUUUAUUUAUUUAUCGGUGCUGUCAUUGAUAGGUGAUUUGAUUGAUCUUAAAGGUUAAAAACUUCUACUUCUGAAUCUUUAGCGUUUAAUUCCACGUGAAUUAAAAUUUUGACUGGUGUAACUGCAGUGAUGUCUAGGAUAUGAUUUGGAUUAAUAUAAAAAUCCCGGCGGUGAGGGACCAGGGGCCCGCGCCGGACUGCCCGCUGGCGAUGGAAGAGGACGAGGACGACGUCUUCGAGGACACGGUCUCGCUGCCGCGGAGGAGCUACAUGAGCCUGUCGCAGGUGACGGUGUACCACAGCGCCGAGGACCUGAGCGGCGAGGAUAGGGCCCCAGUCACCGAGGACACCGCCCUGGUGCAGAUGGAGGAGCCGGUCGAGCAGGUGCCCAUGAACGACAUGCGCAAGCCGAGCGUCACCUUCUACGAUGAGCAGGAGAGCAACCGGUCGGUGGACUUUGUACUGGUGUGGCGGGAGCCGACCGCGAGCCAGGCCGCCAGCCCGUCCGCGAGCGUCGCUGCCAAGAAGAGACAGCUGUUCGAGAGCAACCUGGAGCACGAGGGGCUGAUCCUGGACAGGGAGAAGAACAAGCAGCUGCACUUCGUGAAGAUCCACGCCGACAAGGAGGUGCUGUGCCGGUACGCCGAGAUCCUCAAGCUGCGGCUGCCCAUGAAAGACUUUCCAGGUCAGGAGGAAAUGCCACCGUCGUUCGACAUCAUGGAUGAGGUGAAGUCAGUCAUGCGACGCCUGCUGGACUUCGUGCACGUCGACCCCAAAGUGUUCAAGCCGACGCCUCGCAAGCUGACGGCGGAGUUCAGCCGGGACAAGAGCUACUUGUUCGACAUGGAGUCUGAAAAAUUUUUUACACCUGCCAUUCGCUCGCUUGUGGUAGAUUUCAUCCUUCAGAGGCAGAGGUUUGAUGAAAACGAGAACUCCCUCUAUGGUUUUGGGAUACAGCGCUUGAUCACGGAAGAUGUUUAUUCUGCUGCGUACCCUUUGCAUGACGGGGACCUACGGACCCCAGGUUCGAUGCGGUAUCUCCUGUAUCACGAGUGGGCCUCAGUGCGUAAGUGGAUCAUGUACCAGCCUGUGGACCACAUCAAGGACUACUUCGGCGUUAAGUUUGGGCUGUACUUUGCAUGGCUGGGCUUCUAUACUCACAUGCUUAUUCCAGCUGCCAUUUUUGGCUUGAUAUGCUUCUUGUAUGGCGUUAGCACACUCUUCACCAACAGAUUGAGUGAAGAUAUCUGCAGCACGAAGGAAGACAUCAUGAUGUGUCCGCUGUGCGACAAGACGUGUGGUUACUGGAACCUGCGUGAGACGUGCCUCUAUGCUCGCAUCACUUACCUGUUUGACAAUCCUUUCACUGUCGCAUUUGCUUUCUUCAUGUCUUUUUGGGGCACGCUGUUCCUGGAGCUGUGGAAGCGGUACUCGGCCAGCAUCACGCACCACUGGGGGCUGACGGGCUUCGACCUGAUGGCGGAGCACCCCCGCCCCGAGUACCUGGCCCGCCUCGCCAACGUCAAGUCCACCAAGCUGAACGUCGUGACGGGCCUGGAGGAGCCGUAUGUGCCCUUCUGGAAGGUGCGGGUUCCCGCCACGGUGCUCAGCUUCUCCGUCGUCCUUCUGCUGAUGUUGGUAGCGGUGGCUGCUGUGUUUGGUGUGGUGCUGUAUCGCAUGGCACAGGUGGCAGCGUUCUCUCUCGCCAAUGUAGAUGACUACAACAUCAUGAUUUUGUACAUACCGAUCACCGCUGCACUUAUCAACUUGGUCUGCAUCACCCUACUGAACUAUUUGUACGACUGGCUGGCUGUUCGACUGACGGAGCUAGAGCUGCUGAGGACUCAGACGGAGUUCGACGACAGUUUGACGCUCAAGAUCUACCUGUUCCAGUUCGUCAACUACUACACCUCCAUCUUCUACAUUGCGUUCAUGAAGGGCAAGUUUGUCGGUUACCCUUCCAAGUACAACCGCAUCUUAAAAUACAGGCAAGAAGAGUGCAGUCCGGGAGGAUGCCUCAUGGAGCUGUGCAUCCAGCUGGGGAUCAUCAUGGUGGGCAAGCAGGCUCUCAACAGCAUCCUGGAGAUGGUCAUCCCGUACGUCAUGAAGUGGUGGAACACGUUCAAGAUCAAGACGGGACUCCAAGAGAAGGAAGAAGACUUCCACGGCUGCAGCCAGUGGACGGAGGACUUCAAGCUGGUCGACUGGGGCCCACGGGGCCUGUUCCCGGAGUACCUUGAGAUGGUGCUGCAGUAUGGGUUUGUGACCAUAUUCGUGGCCGCCUUCCCGUUGGCGCCGUUCUUUGCCCUGGUGAACAACAUCUUCGAGAUGCGACUUGAUGCCAAGAAGUUUCUGAGGUUCUACCGCCGACCGGUACCUCACAGGGUGAAGAGCAUCGGCGUGUGGUACCGCAUUCUGGACGUCAUCAGCAGGGUAUCCGUCAUCACCAACGCACUCAUCAUAGCGUUCUCUUCCAACUUCAUCCCCUUGAUUGUGUACGCGUCGAAGGUCAACCCGGAUCACACUGACGAAGGGUUCCUGAACUUCUCCCUGUCCUACUUCAACACGGCGGACUUCAGCCCAAAAUAUGCGCCGCUUGAAGGAUACGCCAAGUACAAUGUGUCUGUGUGCAGGUACUUAGAGUACAGGAACCCGUACUGGGAUGACCACAAGUACAAGCGGCCUCCCAUCUACUGGCACAUCCUGGCUGCAAGGCUCGCCUUCGUGGUGGUGUUCCAGAACGUGGUGGGCCUGGUGAUGAUGGCCGUGCAGUGGCUGAUCCCGGACCAGAGCCGCAGGCUGCGCGACGAGAUCCGGCGCGAGGCCUACCUCACCAGCGAGCUCAUCAUCAAGCAGGAGACCCUGCGCGCGCGGGGCGAGGCCGCGGCCCCCGGCGCCUCCACCGGCGACUUCCUGCGCGAGGAGAAGGACAGGGUGCGGCGGUCCGCGUCGGUCGGCAACCACGUGCGCUUCCGCAGCCACGACACGGGGGACGCCACCGCCGUAUGACCGCGCGGCCGGUACGAGGCUCUGUGAGUCCCACGCGCUCUUACACCCUGCUGUGCUUUGAGAACAGACCCUUCUCUUGUUUUCAAAUCUGCAGUUCUGUGGGUUCUACUACACCGUGUUGCUAUUUUAGUUUGAGUGAGUCGAGAUAGUGUAGAAAUGGUUUUUCGACUCAACUCCCCAACCACUUUUUACUAACAAUUUUUUUUUAAAGUUUAAAACAGUGUUCUUCCUGCUAAGAAUCUCUGGUAUGAAUUCAAUCUGAUUCAGUGGUUUGAGUCGUGGGAUCUGCUAAAGUAGUGUGAACAUUUUUUUUUUCCCCGUAUUUUGUAUGAUAUUUGUACUUAUAAUGAUAGUUAUGAAACAAGGUUUUGCUGUGUAUGUGGAAUAACUCUCAUGGUUAUUUAUGUUCAGUCAUGUUUUAGUUACUUUCUCAUUUCAGUUUCCAUGCUGAGUGGGACUUUUAACCAGUGUCUGCAUAUUAAAGAGUUUUAGCUUAGCAGUCAUGAAAUAUGUUGGCAGUCAGUGUUUCACUUUAUACUAAAAAAAAUCUGCUUAUGAAAGUAUUGUAUUGAAACAAUUUUAUCUAUGUAAA